This is a messenger RNA of Megachile rotundata (alfalfa leafcutting bee), 2078 nucleotides long. RefSeq lists its product as uncharacterized. NCBI's taxonomy places the organism in Eukaryota, Metazoa, Arthropoda, Insecta, Hymenoptera, Megachilidae. The record is from RefSeq and is a predicted model, not a curated record.
CUUGCCUCGUUAAAAAUUCCUUAUCGAUCGUUAAAGACGAUAAGGAUUAUUGCGAAACGAUUAAUCGAUUAAAGUACAACUUUGCGCGUUGUACGUUUUUUGCGACGAAAAUAAACGAUCUAUAGGUAUUUUCUACACUGGAUGCAUUAUGUUCAAGUAUAUCGAUAGAGGUUGCGAUUAUCGUGACUGCUAAUAGUGCUACAGGAAAUCGAAGGAUAAUCUGAGGUUACGAGAUUAUUGUUCCUUUUCAACUUCGAUGUAUAAUAUAAUACGAAUACACGCGUGGUACGAGUGUGCCAGUUUUAAUUAUAUGGGAAAACGAAGCAUUUAUGAACUAUAAUGCGAAACGUAUUAUACACGGCGGAAAGUGAAGGAAGUUAUUCGAUUCGUUCCAGAGGCUAUAAUAAUGUUAAAUACCCCGGGAAUAAUUUAAGCUUCAUCGAAUCAUAGAAAUACCUAAAAGUCAUUAAACGGAACACACGCACCUUAUGCAACUGUUUACCAUGAUCUAACCUGUGUUAUCGAUAAAUCUGGAAUGUCGCUUUAACGACUUUUUUCUCCUCGUUAAAUAUCUGUUUAUAAAUUGUUCAACUAUUUUGCGGCUUUUACGGUCGUCUGUUAUACAACGGUUCUUUAUCCUCGACGUAAUUGUCGUUACGUGAAUUAUUACGCGAAGAUGUUAUCGUGGAAUUGUAACAGAAACAUAAAAGUGUUCUCCGCGUUUUGUUUCGAUAGAUAAUUGCUUUUAAUUGAUGCUAGUAACAGCUGCUUCUAGAAACCAGCUACUUGACUCGUGCUCGAAUGUGUUCGAAACACGUACGAGAUAAUGGAUGCCAUGUGCUACGGGACCUAACGUACUAUCUUUGGGAUUCGUCGAGUACGAAAGCAACAUGGCCGCCAGUCUUCGACGCGUAUCAAACCAGUUCCAGUAUGAAACCGGUUUGGAACUAGUUUUCAUUGGUUUUUCGGUCCCCUGCGAGACCGUGCCACGACCGAGAUUGGCACUCGUGCCGGACUUCUCUCGCAGAUUGGAACGGAGGUUACGUUACGAGAGUACGCUAAUAUGGCCGAUAUUACAGAGCAGAAAGGGGAGAAGAUCGACGUGCAGACGGAAGUCAAGGUAGAACCAACGUUGCAAUGCUACGUCGAAGAGGAACACGAGAACGGAUUUCCCGGAUUCGAAGGUAACAACGCGAUACCCUCCAGUGCUGAUGUCGGCGCAUUGAAUUUAUGGACCAGCAAGGCUACCACGUGCCUCAUUAGUCAAUACAAGAAGUAUCGAUCGAUGGUAGGACAAUCGACGCAGAUCCGAAGUUUGCGCGAAAUGUUCGAGAUGAUUUCUCUCGAGAUGCAAAACUAUGGCUUUUACUUCAGUCCUCAAAAGUGCGAAAACAAGUGGCGAGUUCUGGAACGUAAGUACAAGAAUUUGGUAUUUCGAGAACGAUUGAAGAAGCCGGGUAGAAUGAGGCAUUACGGCCAUUGGGAGCACAAAAGAGCACUGGACGAAAUUUUUAACGAAAAGAAGAGACACAUGUACUUGGAAGAAGGCGAUUUUCCACCACCAGCUGGUUCCGCAAAAUAUACUUUCAUUUUACCGAAACCCACGAAUCAGGAACAGAGCAACGCUACCGACAAUCAGCAGUCGGACGACCCUCUAGCGGCGUUAACGGCAAACUCCUCUACGAACGGUAAACAAGAGGACACGGAUACGAAAGGUGCUUUAACGACUCUCUUCGAAAAAUUCUUCGACGAAAUGACGAAAAAUUUUUCGAUCGCGGAAAAGAACAAAGAAAGAAGGCACAAAGAGUUAAUGGUGAUACGACAGAACGAAUUGGAUGUUCAAAAAAGACUGUUGAAACUUAAGGAACAAAAGUUGGAACUACAGAAAUGUAAAAUUAUCGCUGCGGCCCAGCACUUGCAUCUAAAUAUGUAAUCAAAGAAUUGGGACUUUGCGAUCCACAUUAAUUUGUACACUUAAGUCUAUCGGUAGUUUUACACUUUACAUAGAUGCGGAUAGGUUUCUUUUAUACGAAAUAGUGAUUGUAAUAUAAUAAUAUAAAUAUAGAAUUUAUAAAUUG